Anopheles nili is the source of this 2316-nucleotide messenger RNA. Its product is annotated as protein kinase C-like. Lineage: Eukaryota; Metazoa; Arthropoda; Insecta; Diptera; Culicidae. Gene Ontology annotation, biological process: protein phosphorylation. Gene Ontology annotation, molecular function: diacylglycerol-dependent serine/threonine kinase activity; ATP binding. The record is from RefSeq and is a predicted model, not a curated record.
AUGUUUACGGGUACGCUGCGGUUGAAGGUCUGCGAGGCGAUCGGGUUGCGACCGACGGACUUUCAGACGCGCCACACGAUGACAUUCGGCCGGCUCGGUGAUCAGCUCAUCGAUCCGUACGUGUCGAUAGACGUCGACGAAAAGUUUAUAGAUCGAUCCACCACUAAACCACGUACCUUCGAUCCGGUGUGGAACGAGAGCUUCAUUCACGAGGUAGAGGGCGCGAACGUGCUCGGGAUGACGAUCUUCCACGAGGGUCCCAUCACGGACGUGUUCGUGGCAAACACGACAAUACCGUUCGACGAUCUGGUGACACGCAACGAGUCCGAGCAGCAGGACUUCUGGGUGGAUCUCGAACCGCAGGGCCGACUGCACGUGAAGAUCGAUCUACGAUGGACGCAGGACGCGAACAAUGUUGUUGCCACGCAGAACUCGUGCCGCCGGGCUGUAGUCAAGGAUCAGCCAUUUUUAAAUCGCCGCCGCGGUGCAAUGAGAAGACGUGUUCAUCAGGUUAAUGGUCACAAGUUUAUGGCCACAUUCCUGCGUCAACCGACGUUCUGUUCCCACUGUCGUGAAUUCAUAUGGGGAUUAGGCAAACAGGGCUAUCAGUGUCAAGUGUGCACGUGCGUCGUCCACAAGCGGUGCCAUAGUUCGGUCGUAACCAAGUGUCCAAAGAAAAAAGAUGAGCAAACCAAACCGACACCAACGGAAGCAGCCCAACGGUUCAAUGUAAAUAUGCCACAUAGGUUUUCAGUGCACUCGUUCAAGCGGUUGACGUUCUGUGAUCACUGCGGGUCGCUGCUGUACGGUAUUAUCAGACAAGGACUCAAGUGUGAGGUGUGCAGCAUGAACAUCCACCGGCGCUGCGAGGGCAACGUGGCCAACAACUGCGGCAUCAACACCAAACAGCUGGCAGAGCUGUUGAACGAGAUGGGCAUCACCAUGGAUAAAACACCACCCCGUAGAUCUAAGGUAUGUUGGUGUGGCGUGUGUAGGCUGACUAUGCACAUUUUAACAUUACGAUACUUGUUUUUUUUUUGUUUUCGGAAACUGCAGUACUCCAACCAAACGCCUGGUGAUAAUUUAUCCAUGUCGGAACGCUCGGACGACACGUGCUCACUGGAUACGCUCUCGACCAAGAGCAGCGUGGACAGUGAAUUGGGUGCAGCGGGAGCUCACGCCAUGCAUGGUGGACGCGGCGGUGCCGGACAUACCUCAAAGUCCGGUGGGCCAGCUAUGGGUAUGCUCUUGAAUCUAGGCACCGACGAGGAUGGCAACGCACGCCCGAUGCCGGGCAAGGUGUGCCUGAACGAUUUCAACUUCAUCAAGGUGCUUGGAAAGGGCUCGUUCGGCAAGGUGAUGCUGGCAGAGAAAAAAGGCACUGACGAAGUGUACGCGAUCAAGGUGCUGAAGAAGGACGUGAUCCUGCAGGAUGACGACGUGGACUGCACGAUGACGGAGAAACGCAUACUGGCGCUGGCCGCCAAACAUCCGUUCCUGACGGCGCUCCACUCGUGCUUCCAGACGCCCGAACGACUGUUCUUCGUGAUGGAGUACGUGAACGGUGGCGAUCUGAUGUUCCAGAUUCAGCGUGCCCGCAAGUUUGACGAACCCCGUGCCGCUUUUUACGCGGCUGAGGUGACGCUAGCGUUACAGUUUCUUCACCGAAACGGUGUGAUCUAUCGCGAUCUCAAGCUGGACAACAUUCUGCUCGAUGCAGAGGGACACUGCAAGCUGGCAGAUUUUGGCAUGUGCAAGGAGGGUAUCGCUGGGGAUAAUCUGACGUCGACUUUCUGUGGAACACCGGACUAUAUUGCACCCGAGAUCCUGCAAGAGCUCGAUUACGGCCCCUCGGUCGACUGGUGGGCGUUGGGUGUGUUGAUGUACGAAAUGAUGGCCGGUCAGCCUCCAUUCGAAGCGGACAAUGAAGACGAUCUGUUCGAGGCAAUCCUACGUGACGACGUGCUGUACCCAGUGUGGCUAUCCCGAGAGGCAGUAUCUAUCCUAAAAGGAUUUAUGACCAAGAAUGCAGCGAAACGGUUAGGCUGCACAGACGGUGAAAAUCAAAUCCGUAGUCAUCCAUUCUUUAAGGACAUGGACUGGGAGGCGCUGGAGCAGCGCAAAGUUCGACCACCAUUCCGGCCACGAGUGCGAAGUGCUCGCGAUGCGCUGAACUUCGACACCGAGUUCACGAAGGAGGACCCUGUGCUAACACUGGUGCCGAACGACAUCAUUCGGUGCAUUAAUCAGGAUGAAUUUGCCGGAUUUUCCUUUACCAAUCCGGAGUUUGGGCCGGAGCGGAAAAUUGUCUGUUAG